CGCGCCCGGGCGGCAACGCGCGCACACCGCGAGUCCACACCCUUUUCCGGUCCGGGCUCCCGCGACCGCUCUCGCUGCUGCUGGUGGAUGCUGCGCCUCUCGGAGCGCAACAUGAAGGUGCUCUUCGCCGCCGCUCUCAUCGUGGGCUCCGUCGUCUUCCUUUUGCUGCCGGGACCCUCCGUGGCCAACGAUAAGAAGAAGGGACCCAAAGUCACAGUCCAGGUAUACUUUGAUCUCCAAAUUGGAGAUGAGCCUGUAGGCCGAGUGGUCUUUGGACUCUUUGGAAAGACUGUUCCGAAAACGGUGGAUAAUUUUGUUGCCUUAGCUACAGGAGAGAAAGGAUUUGGCUACAAAAACAGCAAAUUCCAUCGUGUCAUCAAGGACUUUAUGAUCCAGGGUGGAGACUUCACCAGGGGAGAUGGCACAGGAGGAAAGAGCAUCUAUGGUGAGCGCUUCCCGGAUGAGAACUUCAAGCUGAAGCACUAUGGGCCUGGAUGGGUGAGCAUGGCCAAUGCAGGCAAAGACACCAAUGGCUCCCAGUUCUUCAUAACUACCGUCAAGACGUCCUGGCUAGAUGGCAAACAUGUCGUUUUUGGCAAAGUUCUAGAGGGCAUGGAUGUGGUGAGGAAGGUGGAGAGCACCAAGACCGACAGUCGGGACAAGCCCCUGAAGGAUGUGAUCAUCGCAGACUGCGGCAAGAUCGAAGUGGAGAAGCCCUUCGCCAUUGCCAAGGAGUAGUGUCAGGGAGCUCCCCCUUCUAAGCUGCGUGUGCGCAGGUCCUGUCACGACCCUCACAGGGUUUCGUGCCACUUGGCCCCAGUGCUUCCAUCUGAGGGAGUGGACCCUCACCCUCUCACAUUCCACAGGCCUGUUUUUAUAUCACACUCGUAUCAGUGCUGAUCAAUAAAAAAAAGUGGGUUUUCUUUUUU
Microtus ochrogaster (prairie vole) is the source of this 929-nucleotide messenger RNA. It is a transcript of the gene Ppib, whose product is annotated as peptidylprolyl isomerase B. The record is from RefSeq and is a predicted model, not a curated record. Gene Ontology annotation, cellular component: cytoplasm; intracellular membrane-bounded organelle. Lineage: Eukaryota; Metazoa; Chordata; Mammalia; Rodentia; Cricetidae. Gene Ontology annotation, molecular function: peptidyl-prolyl cis-trans isomerase activity; cyclosporin A binding. Gene Ontology annotation, biological process: protein peptidyl-prolyl isomerization; protein folding.